Staurois parvus is the source of this 300-nucleotide messenger RNA. NCBI's taxonomy places the organism in Eukaryota, Metazoa, Chordata, Amphibia, Anura, Ranidae. The record is from the annotation of a GenBank genome assembly.
AUGACCCCUAGGCACAAGCCUUAUUCUUCCUCUUUGGCUGCCCUUAUUGAAGGCACUCAACGGCCUUUUUUGUUCCUCGUAACAGAUUUCAACUACGGCACUGACCAAUAUGAUGCUGAGGGGAAUGAGGAGCAAAAGAGCUCCCGCGAGGGCUCGGAGACCAUGCCCUACAUCGAUGAAUCUCCCACCAUGUCUCCACAGCUCAGUGCCAGGAGCCAAGACAGUGUCGAUGGGGUCUCUCCCACUCCAACUGAGGGAUUACUUCCAGAGGUAUUCACUCAGAUAUAUAUGGACUGGUAA